AUGGUGUUAAAUGAAAGGUUGGUGACAGAGAUGAACGAAAAGUGUAUAUUACCGGAAAGUCAAGCGGGAUUUAGAAGAAUUAGAUGGGCUAUGGACAAUGAAUAUAUCCUGCAUCAUCUAAUAGAAAAAGAGUUGCUAAAGGAAGGAGGUCGGAUAUAUGCACUGUUUGUAGACCUAAAAGCCGUGUUUGAUACGGUGGACAGAGAGUGUUUGUGCGAAUGCAUGGAGAGAAGAGGACUGAGUGAAAAGUUAAUUGCAGCAGCAAGAGAGAUCUAUAGAGAGACAGUGACUAGUGUGAGAGUAGGAGUAGAAGGUGAAAUGUUUUGGACGACGAAAGGAUUGAGACAGGGAUGCUCAUUAAAUCCCAGUCUGUUUGCUUGUUACAUAAGCGAUAUCGAGGAAAUGUUAGAGGAGUACAAGCGGGAGGAAUUGUGGUGGGGAGAGAAAACGUAUGGUGUUUGA
Zophobas morio is the source of this 462-nucleotide messenger RNA. RefSeq lists its product as uncharacterized. The record is from RefSeq and is a predicted model, not a curated record. The transcript has a single exon. NCBI's taxonomy places the organism in Eukaryota, Metazoa, Arthropoda, Insecta, Coleoptera, Tenebrionidae. The coding region runs from base 1 to 462 and encodes 153 amino acids.